Messenger RNA from Paramecium tetraurelia, 1275 nucleotides. RefSeq lists its product as uncharacterized. The record is from RefSeq and is a predicted model, not a curated record. NCBI's taxonomy places the organism in Eukaryota, Ciliophora, Oligohymenophorea, Peniculida, Parameciidae. The transcript is spliced from 4 exons. Gene Ontology annotation, molecular function: protein binding.
AUGAAAAGAAACAAGACUGAAAACUAAUUCACCAAAACAAAUUACAUACGACUCUUGAACCUUGACAAGAUCCACGCAUCAGCACCAACGACUCCAAGGAAAAUCAAAUUUAAGUCACUCCAGCCCAAACACCAAGAUGUUUAGAAUUAUCCCAUCUUGCUGAGUCAAUUAUUAUGCGAUAUCCCCUUCACUCACACCCAAGUAAUACAAAUCCCCACUCUUUCCACUUCCAAUAAUUAUUAUUGCAAAAGCACCACCAAAACCAAUACCCCUUCUGUCUCUCAGAAUACCUAAACCAAAAAAUUACAAUUAAAUCAUAAACCAUAAAGAUUUUUAGUCAAAUUGAAUAAAAAAAUCCCAAUAAUUCUCUCCAAAAAGUCCUAAAUCAUCGCGUCGUAAACCUAUCGUCCAAAUCAAACCACUACAAAGUUCCAUUCAUUAACUAUAGAUCCCAAAUUUCAACUCAUAAGUGACAUCACCGAUCUCAAAUCUGAAAAUCUCUCCAAAUAGCCACAAUCCUAGCAACCCUCCGCUCGUCAAUUUACUAGUUAAAAGCAACUCUCCAAAUAUAGAGAUUGCUCUGAAAUUGAUGAUUUCAAUAACAAACUCUAUGGAAGUAAGUAAAUAAGAGGACUCCUCAAUUUUCAAAAAUUCCCAUCUGAGAACAUCCCCUUAAAACACAAAUACAAAGCCAUAAGGGCCUCUUUGAUAUAAUAUUUGAGACAUUUGGAGAAACUCAAAUUAACAACCAAGGAGUUUUUAUCUCACUAAGUCUUCCCUUCUAAACCCUUUGAACAUUCAGCAUCCAAACACUUCUUUUAAUUGUGCAAAUAGGGUCAAAAUCAAGAGAUCAUUAAAUUACUUGAUGAUAACAAAUACUUGGUUUACGAAUAUGAUCAUUUGCUUAUGACUACUCUACAUUGGUGUGCAAUGAGAGGUUUGGAAUCUACUGCCAAGAUCUUAUUAAAAUAUGGAGCAGAUCCAGAUUCUCAAGACAUUGUAGGAAGGACUCCCUUGUAUCAAGCCUUGAUCCAUAAAUAGAAUAACAUUGCCUAUUUCUUGAUCCUUAACAAGGCUGACCCUUGGAACAAAAUGAAUCUCAAUUACGAGGAAUCUGUUGCUGAGAAUCCAGAAGGCAAAACCAUGUUGCAUCAAACUAGAAGGACUCACAUUUUACUUCGGAUGACUCCGGUUGAGCAACGGCAAUUCAUUUGGCAAAAGGAACAGCUGGAGAUGUACGAACCGAAGAAGAAGAAGCUUGCCUCUUCGCAAUGA